Messenger RNA from Nothobranchius furzeri (turquoise killifish), 3364 nucleotides. NCBI's taxonomy places the organism in Eukaryota, Metazoa, Chordata, Actinopteri, Cyprinodontiformes, Nothobranchiidae. The record is from RefSeq and is a predicted model, not a curated record.
UAACUAGCAUCGAUUAUGCCGCAACACAUAAUGCCACAACAUUUAGUAACAGUCAAACAAGCGGGUAUCACGCCACAAUGCCCAGUAACGAUCACACAGUGCCAGUUGGCCUUAGUAAUUAUACAGCAACAAAUGGUGUAGUUACCUCUUCCAACAAUUACACAACAUUAGUGACUAGGUCUCCAACUACGGCAUCUCGAAAUAUGACCACUGCAUUCAACACUAGCACUGAACCUACCCGAGAGCCACCACUGAAUACUGUUGUUACCUCGAACGCAACAAACUCAACUGUGGAAACCAUCAUUUCUAAUUCCACCCAGGCUUCACAAAUAAACACCAGCUCUGUGAUAGAGACCAGCUACAUUAAAACAACCAAAGGACCAAUCAUCUCCUCAACAACAGACAAUGCAAUCCCUGAUUUUGGUACAAUUGCAGCUACUACAACACAUGAUGCAGCCAACAAAAACCUAUCUACUACUACCACGUCUAAAAUUUCAACCACAAAAGCUUUUCAAUCUACCGGCCUCACCACUUCAACCUCUACGCUGGCCAGUACUGGAACAACUUCAGCAACGCUUUUCCAGACAACUGCAAGCCAACAAAAUGAGGAAAAAGCAAAUCAGCUAUGGAAUGAAACACAAAAUGCGUCACAGCUUAACGCUUCUCAGAUGUCCCAACUGGUGGAUGAAAUGGAAAAUCUCCUGGAUGACUCCACUGUCUCUGAGUCAGUGGGACAAAUGAUCAUCAACAUUGUCAGCAAACUCAUGGACAGUAACUCAUCUGCUCUUUCUGGAUCGGCUAAUAGGCUGAUCCGAUUGGUGGAAAAGUUGGGUUUUAAGUUGCACGUUGGUGGUGACAGCAAGGUCCUCAACUCAACUUCACUGGUUCUAGCAGUCAGGACAGUGGAUGGGACAAACUUUCAACAAACCUCUAUGCACAUUUAUAACACUCACAAUGUACAGCUAAAUGGUCCUGAUGGAUCUCGGCUCUUGUUGGAUCUCAGGUCAAAAGGUCAGCCUUUGGGCUCGGUGAACCUACCCUCCUCUCUUACGAAUGGUCUUAGUCCUCAAGAGAAGAAACGUGCCUGCAGAGUUCAUUUCACUUUCUAUACUAAAAACACACUGUUCCAGGAUGCAUCUUUAGACAACCAAACCUUUGUCAGUCCAGUGCUGGGCUCCAGUGUGGCCAACCUGUCAAUCAGCCAUCUGAGCGAAAAGAUUGAGUUUACCAUCACCAACAUGAAGCCCAUACAUGCAACUAAUAUGUCCUGUGUGUUUUGGGAUUUCAAGCUGAAUGGUGGUGGAGGAGGCUGGAGUUCUGAUGGCUGCUCCGUUGUCAAUUUCACUUCUGAUCACACAACCUGCAACUGCGACCAUCUGACAUCGUUUGCGAUACUGCUGGAUUUAUCCAGGCAAGGACUAACUGACCCUAAGCAGGCACAGAUCCUAACUUUCAUCACCUACAUUGGCUGUGGAAUUUCUUCUAUUUUUCUAGCUGUCACCAUAGCGACACAUCUGCUUUUUAGAAAACUGAUGCGGGAUAUCCCUUCCAAAAUCCUGGUUCAGCUCUGUCUGGCCCUCCUUUUACUGAACCUAGUCUUCCUCUUGGAUAGCUGGCUAUCCAUGUACAAAGCUGUAGGUCUGUGCAUCAGCACAGCCUUCUUCCUGCACUACUUCCUUCUGAGCUCAUUCACCUGGGUGGGGCUUGAGGCAUUGCACAUGUACCUGAGCAUCGUACAAGUGUUCACCCCCUACCUGAGCAGUUACAUGCUGAAGUUCUCACUCAUGGGCUGGGGCAUCCCUCUUAUUGUGGUGAUUAUUGUCAUUGCGGUAGACAAAGACAACUACGGUCUGGUUACUUAUGGAAAGUACACAGAUGGAAGCACAGAUGACUUCUGUUGGCUGCGUAAUAACAUCUCCUUCUACGUGGGCGUGGUCACCUACUUCCUCCUGAUCUUCAUUCUGUGCCUGAUAGUCUUCAUCACGGUGAUGGUCCAGCUGAACCGGAUCAAGAAGCAAAACCCACACAACCAGUCUCCCAACAGGGGGGCGAUGACGGACCUACGCAGCAUCUUGGGCCUCGUCAUCCUGCUCGGACUCACCUGGGGGUUUGCUCUGUUCGCCUGGGGGGACCUCUACCUGCCCUUUGUUUACCUUUUCUCCAUAUUUAAUUCUCUGCAAGGUUUCUUUGUGUUUGUGUUCCACUGUGCUGUGAAGGAAAGCGUCCGCAGGCAGUGGAGAACGCAUCUCUGCUGUGGAAAACUGCGACUGGCUGAAAACUCAGACUGGAGUCGAACGGCUACUCAAAACAUUAAGAAUGCCAUCGCCUCGGCGCCCCACUUCUCCGCCUGUAGCCUCUCUCCUGACCACAGCAGGACCAACAGCCGCGGUUCUGGAUUUUGGGACAGCGGAAUAUCUGACCGCUCCAACAAUAACAUCUCUUUCAACGGGAGUCACAGGCAACAUCUGUCUCGAUGAGUUUCGUGAUCCAGCACUUGUAAUUUCCUGAGAGAAGAUCAUAGAUGCAUCUAGAAAUAACUUAUUGUUGCUCAGUAAGGAGGUUUUCAAAUGUAAAGAAACAAGUUUUCAAAGUAGAGCUUGACUGACGUUCCUAAAAAUAUCUGUCCUGUGAACAUUUUUUCAUAAAGGAUGCAUAUUUAUAAGGACAGAAAAAUUAUUUCACUGUUUUAGCAGCUUUUAACAUCAUACAUGUGUUUUUAAAAGCUAUUACAAGUAAAGGCAAUUAUUUCAGGUAUUAUCUAUAAAGAAAGGACAAAAAUCUGGAUUUAAAUGGAACGUAAAGCUUUGUAAGAGCGUUUAUUUACAGUAUUGUGAUUUUUUUAACAAGGUGCAUUAGUUUUACUACCAUGAAAAAACUAACAAGAAGCUAAUAUUGAUAAAAAGAGCUGAACUGAACCCUAUAUGUGCUCCUAAAUCUGAAGAUGUUCGAGGGUUCUGGGUGGGAUUUUACUCAAUAAAUUAGGUGUUAUCUUUGGCCAUUCCUGUAGCAGAGCCCAACAGAAAUACUCAAAACUUCCUGCUGUCCUUCACAAUAAGAGUCUCAUCUAUGAACUGAAGCUUAUGUGUUCACAAUCAUUCACCAGUAAAACCCAGAUAGUUCCUGGGCUUUUUCAUUGUUGAAAUGGUUUAUAGAAACUUUGUCUUUGGUGGUAUUUUAUUUUAUCUUUGCACGAUCCAUAUAUGCUGAUGUAGUUUUGAUGUACGUACUUUUGAUAAAUAUACGUAAAACAGAUAAUAUUUUAACAUGUACACAAGUAGCCGGAUAACCCUGAAAACAGAUUUUUUUAAGGUUUGUGUCUUCCACACAGUGAAGAUAAAUAAUAAACACUGAGCAAAGUGGAGAU